AUGUCGUCAGGCGCGUCUUCGAUCUCUGUCACUGUUCGUGUCCGACCUUUUACUAUUCAAGAAGCCGCGCAAAUUACAAAAACCGAUGAUGGCAUAUCAUUUCUGGGAGAGGGCUCAUUGGCAGGAGCUCCUACUCCAAAGCUUGGUGGGAGAGGAAUUCAUCCUGUCAUAAAGGUUAUUGAUGAUAGAUGCCUUGUGUUCGAUCCUCCACAAGAUGCCCCUAUAACUCGAUUUCAAUCGAAAGUAGUAUCGAACAUGGGCAAACGAGUUAAAGAUCAAACAUUCGCAUUCGAUCGGGUUUUCGAUGAUAACACAACACAAGGAGAUGUUUACGAAUCAACAACGAGAGGUCUUUUGGACAAUGUACUUGAUGGUUAUAAUGCUACAGUCUUCGCAUAUGGUGCCACUGGUUGUGGUAAAACUCACACGAUCACAGGAACGGCCCAACAACCUGGUAUCAUUUUCUUAACUAUGCAGGAACUCUUCGAGAAAAUCAGCGAAAGGGCUGAAGAAAAACAAACGGAAAUCACAUUAUCCUACCUGGAGAUUUAUAACGAGACAAUUCGAGAUCUUCUGGUUCCAGGGGGUAGUAAGGGGGGUUUAAUGUUAAGAGAGGAUGCCAAUCAAGCGGUAUCAGUCGCGGGGUUAUCGAGUCACAAACCUCAAGAUGUUCAGGAAGUCAUGGAUAUGAUUGUUAAAGGAAACGAAUAUCGAACCAUUUCUCCAACUGCGGCCAAUGCAACAUCUUCUCGAUCUCAUGCAGUCCUACAAAUCAAUGUCGCGCAAAAGGAUCGCAACGCAUCAGUAAACGAACCACAUACAAUGGCGACUUUGAGUAUCAUCGAUUUAGCCGGUAGUGAACGUGCGAGCGCGACAAAGAAUCGAGGUGAACGACUGAUCGAGGGUGCGAAUAUCAACAAAUCCCUUCUCGCCCUUGGUAGCUGUAUCAAUGCUCUUUGCGAUCCUCGAAAGAAAAAUCACGUCCCAUAUCGAAAUUCAAAAUUGACGAGACUAUUGAAGUUUUCUCUCGGUGGAAAUUGCAAGACUGUCAUGAUUGUAUGUGUCAGUCCUUCCAGUGCGCAUUUCGACGAAACCCAAAACACCUUGAGAUACGCCAACCGAGCCAAGAAUAUUCAAACCAAGGUCACCAGAAACGUCUUCAAUGUCAAUCGUCAUGUCAAGGAUUUCUUGGUCAAGAUUGAUGAGCAGAUGGCUAUGAUCAAUGAGUUGAAGGCUCAGCAGAAAGAUGCUGAAGCCAUUGCAUUCGUAAAAUUCAGAAAGCAGGCGGAAAAGAGAGACGCCAUUACACGUGAGGGUGUAGCGCGUAUUCGUGCAGCUUUUGAAAACUCAGUAAACGACCGACAAGAAAAGGUCAACCAGAUGAAGAAACUUCGACAAAUCGAACGUCGCAUUAGUGUACUAUCCUCCUGGAUUGCAUCAUUCGAUAACGUUUGUGAUUCUCGGGAUGAUGAAGAAAUGCCCCCAAAUUUGACAUCUAUGCGCAAGACAGCUCAAGGCAUUCUUCUCGAAUUGGAAAAUAGCCGUCAGCAUUAUCAUCAACGAAUACACAAAAUGAACUGGGAACGGGCUAUUGAUUCUGCUUUACAAAACAGCGUUCGUCAACUUGUUGAGAUUGAUGGACGUGAGGAUGGCAACGAUAUCGCUUGCUUGACUAGAGAAACAGAACUCUUGAAAGCUAAUGCUGCACGAGAUUCAUUCCAGUAUGUCUUAGAGCAAGAAAAGGGUGUCGAUGCGGGUGUUAUGCAAGUGCUGCUCUCUGCCCAAUUCGAGAUCAUGUCUUCGCUUAAUGACGUUAUUGGUAUGAAUGAAGAGGAUGCUGUGCAACAUGGCAAGAAGACCAUCUCAAAACUUUUAGAAACAUGUUCCACAGCAUCUGCUUCAAUAGUAAAGCCAGAUGGGUCUAUGAAGAUUACGGAAAAAUUCGCGCCUACCAAACGAGGUACACCGAAACGCAACAAGCAGAUCAAUCUCUCUUUUGAUGGGGAAUCACAAUCACCAAUUAAAAUGCCUUCUCUAACAGUGGCACCACAAAUUCCAUCUCCGAUGAAAUCCUCACCGAGGCGUCGUAAGAUAGUAGUAGGUAAGAAAGGACUUUCUUUCACACCGAAGAAGACCUCCAAGCGAAGUGUCAGAUGGCGAGACGAUGACGAUUCCGGAGCCUUGGCCGAGUUCGAGAAAACACCCCAGAAGUUUGAAUCCACUCCGGAUGUGUCCUUGGUCGAAGAGACUAUUACCCUACCACUCUUACCAUCAUACCUAGGCGAGGCUUCCACGGACCCCCUGGGCUCGUCACCUGUUCCCACGGCUCCACUAACUUCCCUUGAUAUUAAGCCCAAGAACAAUCGAUUCCAAGCAGGAUUCCUGUCCAAAAAGCCCCACUCGGCUUCACCGCCUCCUCCAACAAUUACCAAUCUCUCCCCAACGUCUUCGGAUACAGAACAUUCUCCGUUGAGAAUCCUCAAGAACGGUUUUAGUCCAAAUCGAUCCCCCCUUCGCGAUGUAGAUGAAGCUGCCGAGCCAGCAGGAAAUAAUUCGGGCGACGAAACUGAGAAUUAUAAAGUGGGAAAAUUGGAUGGCGUUAAGAUUGGUAUGGCGCUUAAGAGACAUGGUAGUCUUUCAAGGUCAGGUUAUAAUCAUACAAAUUCUGAGGGUAAUCAAAGAAUCAGAAGAGCAAGAAGUCCGACAGCGGCUCAGCUUGCAACGAGCCCAAAUAGCGAAAAUCAAAUGUUUACGGCUAGUCACGCGAGACGGAUGGUGAAGAGUGACAAGGGGGAUACGUUGAGCAGUGUAUUGAGUCCGAGAACGGCACCGGUAAUUAAACAUGGCCAUAGUAGACGAGCAACGGAUUCCGGGAGAUCGGUGUCUGGAGGUCAUGGGCAUGGUCGGGAGGGUAGUGGAAGUCUGAGAGUUCAUGCGGUUAAUGGAGCUGCUGGUGGUAGUAUUAAUAGGGAGGCGAGAGGAAGAGAAAGUGUUAUGAGUGCUAUGGGGAAGGGUGGUUGGAGAUGA
Botrytis fragariae is the source of this 3027-nucleotide messenger RNA. RefSeq names its product putative kinesin family protein. Bases 1 to 3027 code for a protein of 1008 amino acids. Gene Ontology annotation, molecular function: microtubule binding; microtubule motor activity; ATP binding. NCBI's taxonomy places the organism in Eukaryota, Fungi, Ascomycota, Leotiomycetes, Helotiales, Sclerotiniaceae. The record is from RefSeq and is a predicted model, not a curated record. Gene Ontology annotation, biological process: microtubule-based movement. The transcript is spliced from 4 exons.